Aspergillus nidulans FGSC A4 is the source of this 5613-nucleotide messenger RNA. Its product is annotated as protein pkgA. The record is from RefSeq and is a predicted model, not a curated record. NCBI's taxonomy places the organism in Eukaryota, Fungi, Ascomycota, Eurotiomycetes, Eurotiales, Aspergillaceae. Bases 1 to 5613 code for a protein of 1870 amino acids. The transcript is spliced from 6 exons.
AUGACUCCGUCUGCAUCCCCGUCCCCAUCACCAAACCCCGGGGAUGCAAAUGUCAAGGUUGACGCCGAUUCACCGAACGAUUUUAUUCUAUUCAGUCACGAGCUUCCCAGCGGCGACAUCCAAGACCUGAUACGACGACUGCAUAGAUAUGGCACGUUACCUGGCUAUCCACACCUCGCUCGCUUCUUACAGGAAUGCGCCUUGUUGCUCCGAACGGAGAUUCAGAAGCUCCCACGGGCACUGCGAGAUUCUGUCCCGCCAUUCCAUGAUGUGGUGACGCUGGCCUCUCACUGGGAUCGUCUCAAGAGCGGCCCUUUGAGUGGGGCUUGGGAUGGCCCUUUCCUCUGCCUCUAUGAGAUAGCUAUGCUGAUUGGACACCAUGAGACACAUCAACUCUCGUACCGCCGUCCAGCAUGCUUGGUAGGAAUCAGCGUUGGUCUAUUCUCGGCAGCAGCAGUAGCUGUUUCGAAGUCCAUAUCGGACCUCGUCUCGUAUGGAGCUGAAAGCGUGCGGACCGCGUUUGCAUUCUGUGUUCAUGUACAGCGCGUUUCCCAAGAACUCGAACCUACCAUGACAGAGCAGGCUGCAUCAGUUAGCUGGGCCACGGUCGUCAUAGGCGUGCCGGCAGACACCAUCCAGGUGGAAUUGGACCGGUUCAAUCAUCUAAAAGAGUCAGAAAGCCCUGGUGCAAAUGCAAGGCCCCUGACUGGCGUGAGUAUCAGUCACGUUGACCAAACCUCAGUUGGCGUCACAGGCCCUCCCAGCCGCCUCAAGCAGCUCUUCCGCCAGUCCGAGCUACUCCGUUCCUCAAGGCACUCAGCGCUGCCCAUCUCAGGCGGCCUCUGCCAUGUCCCAAAUGUGUAUGACGACGAAGACGUCCGCGCCAUCCUUGAGAUGGCGGAGGUCUGGGAGAAAUGGGGCACCCGUGCUUUGCAGGUGCCACUGAUAUCCCCAUUCACCGGCUCUCCAUUUCUCUGCCCGGAUGCAUACCACUUGAUAGAAGCCAUCUGCACCGAGGCCUUGACCAAGCAGCUGUAUUUCGACAAGCUCGCAGGUGGCGUGGUGACGCAAUUGAAUGGGCUGUCAUGUCAGGUCCUUCAUUACGGAGCGUCCCUCAUGUCCGACACCAUCAUCGACGACGUUACUAGUCAACUCUCACCUUGUGACACCGCACGCCAGUGUCUGGUAGACUGGGCUCUACGCGAUGCGUUUGAUCAACUUCCAGGUGGCCCAACCCCGCCGCGAGACGCGAAGCUGGCUGUCGUUGGCAUGGCAUGUCGCAUGCCGGGAGGUGCAGACACCCCCGACCACUUUUGGGAGCUGCUAAUGAAUGGAGUCGACACUCACACAACUGUCCCACCGGACCGGUUCGAUCUGGAUGCUCACUUCGACCCCAGCGGUGAAAAGGAGAAUACAACGACCAAAGGUUCACAGUCUAACCGACCACUCUCCCGCCAGGCCGAGCAGACAGACCCGAUGCAGCGACUAGCACUGGUUACGGCGUACGAGGCUCUCGAGAUGGCCGGCUUCGUGCCGAAUCGCACCCCGUCCUCUCACCUCUCACGGGUUGGAACUUACUAUGGCCAGGCUAGCGAUGACUAUCGCGAGGUCAAUGCGGGCCAGAAGAUUGGCACGUACGGCAUCCCUGGGACAGAACGAGGGUUCGGCAACGGGCGGAUCAACUACUUCUUCAAUUUCCAAGGGCCCAGUUUCAACAUCGACACCGCAUGCUCCAGCGGACUAGCUGCAGUCCAGGCAGCCUGUUCAGCGCUUUGGGCUGGCGAGGCCGAUACCGUCGUUGCCGGGGGAUUGAACGUCAUUACGAGUCCGGAUAUAUACUGCAUGCUGAGCAAAGGCCACUUCCUGUCCAAGACGGGCCAGUGUAAGGUGUGGGAUAUUGGCGCUGAUGGGUAUUGCCGUGCAGACGGGAUUGGGUCUGUCGUGAUCAAGCGCCUGGACGAUGCCCUUGCUGACAACGAUGUCAUUUUGGCUUGUAUAUCAGCCGGUGCUACGAACCAUUCCGCAGAGAGUAUUUCUAUUACUCAACCGCAUGCCGCUGCGCAGAGGGAAAACUAUCGCCAGGUGAUGGACAGGGCAGGUGUGAGCCCACUGGACGUUAGUUUUGUCGAGCUGCACGGCACAGGAACUCAGGUUGGAGACGCUGUGGAAUCAGAGUCUGUCCUUAGCUUCUUUGCGCCUCUAGGCCGCCGGUCACACCCAGACAAGCGUCUGCAUCUGGGUGCCGUCAAGUCCAACAUUGGGCACGGCGAAGCAGCUGCAGGGAUUGCCUCCCUCAUCAAAGUUCUGUUGAUGUACCGCAACAACACGAUUCCCCGCCACAUUGGCAUCCGGACGGCCAUGAACCCGGUCGUGGCUCAGCACCUUGCCAACCGCAACGCUGGGAUCCUGUCCGAGAACCACCCAUGGCUUGCCGCGACGGCCUCUAAGAAGCGGUACGCUAUUGUGAACAGCUUCGGUGCCCAUGGCGGCAAUACGACGCUGUUGCUCGAGGAUGCGCCAUCGCAACACAGUCAGAGAUACAAGAACCACUCGCGACGGGUGGUAGCCAGCAGCGAAGUCGUAUGCACCUCGGCCAAAAGCAAAGCCUCGCUUCGAGCCAAUAUCAGGGCUUUGCUCGCCUAUCUCGACACUCACCAAGAGACGGACCUUCGAGAUCUUGCCUAUACAACGAGCGCUCGGCGGAUGCACCACCAUAUCCGAAUUGCCAGCUCUGUUACUAGCACUGCACAGCUGCGGUCUUUCCUGCAGGCUGCCGCUGACGAUGUCGAUGCGUAUGCAAAACAUAUCGCGACCGCCACCAAACGGACGGCCGUGUUUGCUUUCUCUGGCCAGGGCUGUCUCUAUCACGGCGCUGCGGCUCAUCUGUUUGAACAAGCACCUUUGUUUCGCAACCAGGUUCUCCAACUUGACCGCAUCGUUCGGCGCCUGGGAUUCCCAUCAAUACUGGUCACCGUAGCCGGUGAUGCAGCAAGUGUUUACGACUCCGCCAGAUGUCCCCACAGAGAGUCAACCCCGAGUAGCGACGCGAGCCAUGAUAGCAACACAAAUAGAACCUCUACGGCACCAGCAGUAGACAGUCCAUUGAUUGCUCAGCUUGCCCUGGUGGUGAUACAGAUCGCCUUGGUGCAGUAUUGGGGGCUGCUCGGGAUCAAGCCCAGCGUGGUGAUCGGCCACAGCCUAGGCGAAUACGCUGCGCUGGUCGCAGCCAGCGUUCUAUCAGUAGCAGACGCUCUAUUCCUGGUGGGAAAGCGAGCCGAGCUCAUGUUGGCCGUCUGUGAGCCAGGGAGUCAUGCCAUGUUGUCCGUCCGCGGCGCCUCCGUGGAUCGCAUAGAAGAACUGUGCCGAGAAAGCGAGAAACGGUAUCCUUUUGAAGUCUCAUGUGUGAAUGGACUGACUGACCUUGUGGUAACCGGUCUGCGAGGCGAUAUGGCCUCUCUCCGUGACCUGCUGCAGGGUUCCGGGCUGAAAUGCGUCCUCCUUGAUAUCCCCUUUGCGUUCCACAGCAAGCAAAUGUCGCCCAUCCUGGAGGACUUUGAAAAUGCAGCUCAGCAGAUAACUUUUCAAGAACCUGCGGUCCCCGUCAUCUCUCCACUACUGGGAAAGUGCAUUUCUGAAGCUAAUGUCAUCAAUGGGAAGUACCUGGCUCGCGCAACACGGGAGCCAGUAGAUUUUGUGGCGGCACUUGACUCUGCUUGGGCAGAUGGCACAGUCAAUGACAAGUCCAUCUGGAUUGAUAUCGGGCCUCACCCAGUCUGUACCUCCUUCGCGAGCAAUCACUAUGGCAAAGCAGCCACACAAAGCUUUGCGUCACUGCGCCGCGGUGACGAGACGCUAUCAACAUUGACGGCGACUCUGGCAGCCCUGCACUGCCUGGGCCUUCCGGUUGAUUGGAAUGAGUACUAUGACCUCAGGGAGAACCCUGCCCGCCUACUGCACCUGGACUCGUACCAAUGGAACUAUAAGAACUACUGGAUCCCAUAUGAGGGCUCAUGGACGCUCGACAAAGCUCAUGCUGGACAAAACAACAAGACCAAGGACGACAAUUCCGCGGUCACUCCGGCCUUCUUCACCUCCUCGGUGCAGCAGAUCAUUUUCGAGGAAUAUGACGAGUCGAUGGGACGGAUGGAGGCACUCUCCGACUUGCACCACCCCGACCUGCAGGGAGCAGCAGACGGGCAUAAGAUACAUGGGAGGAGUGUUGUGACUGGAAGUAUCUGGGCCGACAUCACCCUCACUGUGGGUGAGUACCUGUACAAGCAAAUGGUGCCCGGCGGCAAAAUGCCACACAUGAACGUGAAAGGGAUGGAAGUCCUGGAAGCCCAGGUGCUGCACCCAGAUAUGUCCCAAUUCAUCCAAAUUGAGGGAGUCUUGGACCUACCCAGACAGCAAACGGCAGUCCGGCUGUACGCAGCAAGCGCAAACGGCACUCGGAAUACCGACAAGCCGUUUGCCUCAGCAACUGUUUGCUACGAAGAGGCUCAGGACUGGCAAGAUCAGUGGCAGAUGACCUCGCAUCUUGUUGCUGCGCGAGCCAAUUCGUUCUGGGAAAUGGCAGCAGGCGGAUCAGACGACAAUGCCCGGCCAGCAGGCAAGGGAGGACCUCGAGUGAACAACUUUUUCCGCAGCAUCGCGUACCAACUUUUUGCCAAUGUGGUAGACUACGGCGCGAGGUACCGCGGGAUGCAGCGCGUUGCCCUCUCCGAAGACACGCUCGAAGCAACGGCCGACAUCGUCCUAGACAAGGACCGCCACGGCACCUGGCAUACGCCGCCGCACUGGAUCGACAGCGCGUUCCAGCUCGCUGGCUUUGUCAUGAACUCAUUUGGCGUACAAGGCGAUGGCAAAAUUUCCGGGUCGUCUCGUGAUUUCUUCUAUAUCACGCCGGGCUGGCGGCACUUUAGGCUGCUGGAACGUCUUGAGCCGGGGCCUGAAGCCACGUAUCGCAGCUUUGUCCGGAUGUUUCCAGUCGGCAGUGAGCCGGGCGCAUAUUCGGGAGACAUUUAUCUGCACCGAGGGAAAAGGCUCGUGGGCGUGUGCGCGGGCAUCAAGUUCAAAGCGGUUCCUCGCGCUUUAAUGCCGGUUUUGUUUCCUCGAAUCGAGCCACAAGCUGGCAAGAGACGAAAUCAAGCCCAGACAGCCGAGAAUCGUUUGGUCAAGGGCAAAGGCAACUGCGAGUACACUCACACUGUUUUCCAAGAGCCCAAGUCUAGAACGCCUGCCUAUGAUGUGACCAAGUCGCAGCCCCAUGCCGAGCAUUGUGACAUCAGCAUCUCGCAAAAGACCCAGCCGGUAGCGGCAGUCCCAGUCACACAGCCAGCUCUACCUGCGAAAGAAAGGGGUGAACAGAAUCAAGGUCAAAGCCAAAGCCAAAACGCGCAAGCAACCGCGUGCCUGUCACUGAUUUCGGAUGAGACGGGGCUGGAUCUGGACGACUUGACCGGCGAAGCUGCCUUUGCGGACUUGGGCGUGGAUUCUCUCAUGUCACUGGCGCUAUCGGCCAAGAUACGCGCAGAGUUAGGAAUUGACGUUCAGUCGUCCAUCUUCCUGGAGUGUCCUACUGUACAGGACUUAGUGACGUGGUUGAGCAAGUGA